Colletotrichum gloeosporioides is the source of this 3264-nucleotide messenger RNA. RefSeq lists its product as uncharacterized. Bases 1 to 3264 code for a protein of 1087 amino acids. The record is from RefSeq and is a predicted model, not a curated record. The transcript is spliced from 5 exons. Lineage: Eukaryota; Fungi; Ascomycota; Sordariomycetes; Glomerellales; Glomerellaceae. Gene Ontology annotation, biological process: DNA-templated transcription. Gene Ontology annotation, molecular function: zinc ion binding; catalytic activity; DNA binding.
AUGUCUGCCGCGACUGUCUUCGACUCCACGUUGUUCGGCAACAUCUUCGGUACCGAGGAGGCUCGUCAAGCUUUCUCCGAGAGAUCUUAUGUUGCCAACCUGAUCAAGGCCGAGUGCGCUCUGGCUGAGGCCGAGGAAGCUGAGGGUAUCGUGCCUUCUGGUACCGCUGCUGUUCUCAGAGAGCACUGCGAUGUCUCCAAGAUUGACUGGCAGUUGCUUGCCGCCCGCACUGAGAUUGUUGGCUACCCAGUUCUUCCCUUGGUUGAGCAGAUGUCAAAAUGGGUGCCGGAGGAGACCUCUGGAUACAUUCACUGGGGUGCCACGACCCAAGAUAUCAUGGACCUUGCCUCAGUUUUGCAGAUGAAGCAUGGUCUUGAGAUUGUCGAGCGCCUCCUCCGCAAGGUCACCUCGACCCUCGAAAAUAUGUCCGCCGCCUACCGAGACGUGCCAAUGGCCGGCAGAACACACUUGCAGCACGCCCUCCCCAUCACCUUCGGAUAUAAGUGCGCCGUCUGGCUUGCUGGUUUCCGCCGUCACGUCAAGCGUCUCGAGCAGAUCAAGGAAAGCUGCCUGCUUGUUCAAUUUGGUGGUGCUGCUGGAACUCUCGCUUCUUUGGGCACCUCGGAUAGCGGUAUUCGCGUGCGCAAGCGUUUGGCGACCAUUCUUGAGCUUCAGGACCCGGUUAUUACCUGGCACGUCGCGCGCGACACUGUUGCGGAAAUCAUCAACUACCUUGCCCUGGUUGGUGGUAGCUUGGGCAAGAUUGCUCUUGACUUGAUUGUCAUGUCCUCAAAUGAGCUGAACGAGGUUGCAGAGCCCUACGUUCCUCACCGUGGCGCGUCCUCCACUAUGCCUCAGAAGCGCAACCCCAUCUCCAGCGAGGUCAUCCUCGCGCAGUCCAAGAUUCUCCGUGCCCAGGCUGGUCUGGUACUGGACGGCAUGGUCUCCGAUUUCGAGAGAGCAUCUGGCCCUUGGCACUUGGAAUGGGCCGCCAUCCCCACUGCAUUCAUCUCCAUUGUUGGUUCUCUUCACCAGGCUGAGUUCGCUCUUUCUGGCCUGCAAGUCAACAAAGAUGCUAUGUUGGCCAACCUGAAGUCUACCCGUGGUUUGAUCGUCGCUGAAGCUGUGAUGAUGGACCUGGCUAAGUACACUGGUCGCCAAGAGGCACAUGAGAUUGUCUACAAGGCCUGUGUCGAGGCUCAUGAAAACAGUAUUUCCCUGCAAGAGGCUUUGGAGAAGUCAUCACAAGUCACAUCACACCUUGUCUCAACCGAUCUCUCCAAGCUGUGCGAUCCCACCGAGUACUUGGGAUGCUGUCAACUGAUGCUUGACGAGCUCCUGGGACAGAAGACUGUUCAAGUCAAUGGCAAUGGCAACACCACAAAUGGCACACAUUAUUACUACGAGAAUGAAGUCGUUGAUGAAAGACGGAGCGGGUCGGCUCCGGUGAGAACCCCCGACUCAGCGGCCGGUGUGGUGGAUUCGACUUUGAAUCCAACAGAAACUUCACAGUCGCGAAUGAUCGGGCAAUCCCAGCCAAGCGUUCUAGUAGCGAAUGGUUCCGACAGAUCGACAUCAACAUGGCCACGUCGUGCAGACAUGAUAUCAGUCGCGAGGUCAAGACAGGGCCCCGAGCCUGUGAUCGGCCACAUGGGCCGACUUGUCUCCAACGAUGAUCAGAUCGCCAUGUUCGCAGGGUCUUCGACUGGGGUUCACUUCAUCAGUCAAGCUGAACAACAGCUGCAGAUGCUCCGGAUACACACGGACACGUUUCCAAGCAGCGUAUACAGCCUAUACUUACACAACAUCUGGGGUAACCCGCCGAAAGAUUCCGAGGCGCAAUUGAUUGCUGCGAUGGUUGGUCAGUUUCCUCGUAACGCUGCCGAUAUCCUCGAGGCCACAAUUGAUCGCUGGACACCACUUUACCCCAUCGUACACAAGCAUUCUACUUUAGAAGCUUUUCACAGACUUCGAGAUGAUCCGGAGAUCGGGGAUCUCAGUAUUCUGCACCAAGUUCUAGGGCUUCUAGCUCUAGGAACUCUGGGUCUUCCAGGGACUUGCACUCAGACUCACGAGCACUUUCUAUGCUUGUCUGAGAAGUACUACCACAUGUCUGCAACUCUGACGAGCAAGCUGCAUGAGAGACCCUCGUUACCAACGCUACAGGGACUAGAGAUUGCCCAGAUUUACCUCCAACUUUCGUCUCGGUACUCAGUCGCAUCUCAACUUGGAGGCAUGGCAACACGCAUGGCGCAGAAUCUCGGACUUCAUCGGCACUCUCAACGAUUCAAAUUCGACCCCUUAGAGACAGAGCUGCGACGUCGCGUUUGGUGGUGCCAAUACUCCCUCGACGCAUUCUCGAGUGCCUAUCAUGGAAUGCCGCGAUUGAUACGGGACCAGGACGUUGACACCGAUCUUCCUUCACGCGUAGACCAUGACCAAGUAUCACGCGAAAGCGUGGCCUUCCCUCUUCCGGGUGAGCGGUCACAGGUUGACACGGCCCUGUGCAUGUUCAAGCUCGCAGUCAUUGUCGGAGAAGCUCUGGAAAAGCUGUACACGACAACUCGUCGACGCGGUGGCGUAGCUAAGAUCACACAGUUGCAGGCCGAGCUCACCAUGUGGGAGCGAAUGUUGCCGACUGAGAAACUGGCCGAUGCAGACGACGAUGGGGGCGACCUGCUUCCGGCAGUCAACAUCGACACGUUUGAAGUCGCCUUCCUGCGCGCCGCCUUCUGCAACGCAACGGUUCAUAUCCACCGACCAGCAUUGGCUUUCACAACGUCCGAUCCGCAGUUUUCGGUCUCUCUUAUUGCUUGUGGCCGCGCCUCUGCAGAGCUCAUCCGCCUAUUUGCGAUAGGAAUUGGCGACGAGACCACCCCUCGAAGAUUGGACGCCGUCACCAUCGCACACCUUUACCCAAAUGGUAUGCACAUGCUUUGGCAAGCCGGGCUGACCAUUCUCUUCGCUAGAUGGAAGGGUCAGCCAAUUACGACGGACGAAGAGGACGAGGAUUUAGUCAGGACCUGCGCGACGACCUUGCGCCACCUGAGAGCGGACGAUGCCAACGGCUACAUUACACAAUGCGCCGACGUACUGGACAUGCUCCAAACAAAGACAUUCUCGUCGAAAGAAGCCCAGCCACCGGUGCUUGACCAGUUGCAAUGGAAUGUUUGGGACUGGCCGAUGGCAUCGGCGUUGGAGCUUGCAAACACACUCGACGCCAUGCCCUUGGAUCUCCAGUUCGAGCCUGGCCUAGGACUUUGA